Xenopus laevis (African clawed frog) is the source of this 2844-nucleotide messenger RNA. Its product is annotated as gastrula zinc finger protein XlCGF26.1-like. The record is from RefSeq and is a predicted model, not a curated record. The transcript is spliced from 2 exons. The coding region runs from base 427 to 2208 and encodes 593 amino acids. Lineage: Eukaryota; Metazoa; Chordata; Amphibia; Anura; Pipidae.
CAAGCAGCACUAGGACCAUGAAGCUCCUGCCUCCUUUGGGGGAGGAGCCAGAGCAGCAUUUUGUGGCAGUUACACACACAGAACAGGCAGUGAGUUUUGUUUGUCAUAAACUGCCACAUGUGAAUGGCAGUGCUCCUGGCAGAGACUCUAGCCACUGGCCCCGGGAUGAAUUGGCCCCAAACUGACUGGUGACAAGAACACUAGGAGCCUGGGAAGCUGAUGUGAGGAUUGGGGGAAGAAUCUGUGGAAAAGGAAGUCCCAGGGAAUCGGGAAGUGAGAGAAGAGGUAGAGAAGCCCCAGAAGCCAAUGAUUGUGAUUCUUUGGAUAAAGACAAGAGACCAUUAGACUGUGCAACUUCUCCAACACCAGCAAAUCCUCACAUUGGAAAGAAACAUCUGUAUCAGACUCAGAAUCACCAUCAUUACAAUGAACAUUCCCAACUCCCAGAAGGAUCUUCCCUCAAUCCCUCAAUGCUCAGAAUGUGGGAAAACAUUUGCAAAAAAUGGUGACCUUCAAAAUCAUGUCACACUUCACACAGGAGAGAAACCAUACGAUUGCUCAGAAUGUGGCAAAUGUUUCAGGUUAAGCAGUACCCUUAGACAACACCAGAGAAUUCACACAGGGGAGAAACCCUACCAAUGUGCAGAAUGUGGGAGAAAAUUUACAGUGAAAACCGUCCUCAAUUAUCACUUGAGAAUUCACACAGGAGAGAAACCAUGCAAGUGCACAGAAUGUGGGAAAUGUUUCAGAGAAAACAGUACCCUUAGAAAACACCAGAGAAUUCACACAGGGGAGAAACCAUUUGAGUGCACAGAAUGUGGGAAAUAUUUCAGGUUCAGCAGUACCCUUAGACAACACAAAAGAAUUCACACAGGGGAGAAACAUGGGGAAAAAAAUACAACAAAAACCAACUUCAAUAAACAGCUGAGAACUCACACAGGGGAGAAACCAUUCAAGUGUACAAAAUGUGGGAAAGGUUUCAAGGGAAAUUAUUUGCUUAAAUGCCACAUGAGAAUUCACACAAGAGACAAACCUUUCAAGUGCACAGAAUGUAACCGACGUUUCACUCUACUGGGAACCCUUACAGUUCACCAGAGAAUUCACACCGGGGAGAGACCUUAUAUGUGCACCGAAUGUGGGAAAAGUUUCAUGUCAGAGCCACAGCUUAAGAGACACCAGAGAAUUCACACUGAGCAGAAACCUUAUACAUGUACAGAAUGUGGGAAACAAUUGUCUCGUAAGGAAACCCUUGAGCGACACAUACAACUUCACGCAGAAGAGAAAACGUUUACCUGUUCAAUAUGUGGGAAAAUCUUUUCUAAUAAAAGGCACCUCCUCUACCCCCACACAGCUCACACUGGGGAGAAACCAUUCAUAUGCGCAGAAUGUAAGAAUAUGACUCACUCCUUUCUUUUCUCAUGUACAGAAUGUGGCAAACAGUUCUCUAAAUUCAGAUACCUUACCAAACACAAGGAAAUUCACACGAGUGAAACGUUCCCAUGUACAGAAUGCGGCAAACAUUUCUCUACAAAGACCUACCUUGCCACACACCGGAGAAUUCACUUUAAAAGGGAAACAUUGUCAUGUACAGAAUGCGGCAAACAUUUCUUAUCGAAGACAUGCCUUACCAUACACCGAAGAAUUCACUUAAAAAGGGAAACUUUCCCAUGUACAGAAUGUGGCAAACAUUUUUUAUCAAAGUCCUAUUUUCAGCAGCAUUACGUUACCCACACAGGGGAGAAACCUUUCACGUGCACAGAAUGUGGCAAAUGUUUUUCUAUAAAGAAGAACUUUAACAGACACCAGAGAAUUCACAUAAAAAAGGAAACUUUCCCAUGUACAGAAUGUGGCAAAUCUUUCUUUACAAAGGCCAGUCUCCAGCAGCAUUCUAUGGCCCACACAGGGGAGAAACCAUUCACGUGCACAGAAUGUGACAAAUGUUUCUCUAAAAAGAAAUACCUUAGCAGACACCAGAAAAUUCACAUAAAAGGGGCAACUUUUCCAUGUACAGAAUGUGGCAAAUCAUUCCCCACAAAGUGCAGCCUACAGCAGCAUUCUAUUACUCACACAGGGGAGAAACCUUUCACAUGCACAGAAUGUGGCAAAUAUUACUCCACAAAGAGAAGCCUUAGCAGACACCAGAUAAUUCACAUUAAACUGAAACUUUCCCAUGUACAGAAUGUGACAACCUGCAAUUCUAUUAUGUAAUCCACAUGAGAAAAACAUUUUCAAAUUGCGCAUAUGUGAACAAAUUCACUAAAACAACUCUUUUUGCCUAAACCAGAUUAUCCACACAGGAGAGAAACCUUUCACCUGCACAGAAUGUGGCAUAAAUUUGUUUAAUUGUUAAACUAAUUUCCCCUUUGAAGCUUCCAUGGCAAAUCCUGGGCAAGUUGUUAUGUAUAUUGGAGCAUUAUUGGGGCCACUUAGAGGUGUGGCCAUGAGUUCAUGGGCCAUUUUUUCCUGACUAAGGUCCUAAGCUAUUUGUUGGCCAGGCCCUCCAGCCAGGGUCCCAGGUGAUAAUGGGCUAAUAAAUGGGGCCACUUAGAAUGUGGGCCUCUAAGGGGUGUAUACGUCCUAUACUGCAAGUCUGUGACUGUGACUAGGGGAUCAGGGUGUGGGAAACUCAAGGGUUAACAGUAUCUUGGGAAGUCCAAAGAAUAUAGGAAUUGACAUGGUUAGUGUGGAGAAGAUGUAAAAAAGUUAACAUCUUCAUCAUCAUCUACAUUAGAGUCCUGCGCAGGUCCAUUUUUUGACCCGUACCACACAACCUGUAAUCCACAACCCGGACCCACAACCCGCAUUCUUACCCGUUUGGAACCGCUACCCGACCCGCAAGUACCU